AUGAUCUCUUAUCCUCAUGUACCUCUCGAACACAAGAAGAUUCCAACAGUUGAUCUACCUAUUGAAAUUGCCAAGAAAAAAAUUGUCCGAGUCGUUUCUUGUCAAGAAAAAAUUGAUCUCUCGCUAUUGCAAGAGCGAAUUCGAGCUGGUGGUCGUGCACUUUGGGAUCCGACACAUCAAAGGACUAAUGUAUCAGUACGUCGUGCUGGUCACGAUAUGUGGGGUAUUGACAAGGUUGUAUUUAUUUUUGGAGAUGACUAUUUGAAGAAAGUCUAUACGUUUCCGUGGUUUUACUCAUGGCAGAAGGAACUUGUCGCGAUCUUUGAGCAGAUUAAUAUCCCUCUCAAUCGUGUUGUUCGCUGCAUCCUUGCGUCAAUGCCACCUGGAGCUGAAAUUCCUGUACAUCAUGAUACUGGAUCCUGGGUGCAGUUUACGCACCGUAUGCACAUUCCCGUGUUCACGAGCUCCGAUAUCGACUUUUAUGUGGGCUGGAAUGACCAGAAUAUGCAGCGCUAUGAGUUCAAGCAAGGCAACGUUUAUGAGCUCAACAAUAUGUGUCGUCAUCAUGUCAAGAAUAAUUGGGACAAGCAUCGUGUGCACAUGAUCUUUGAUUAUGUCGAAGAAGGCUUCCAAUUGAAUCGCAUGGACCUCAAGCCAGGUACGGUUGUGUGGCAGACGCGUCGCUCAGUGGACCUUUCUGUGGACUAUGGCAAGCGCGCACCGCCGUCGUUUGUUAUCAUUGGCGCGCAGAAGGCCGGCACCACGUCACUGUAUGACUACAUCUUGCAGCACGACCUCGUGUGGCCUGCGAAGCGUAAGGAGACCCACUAUUUCGACUGGCGGUGGAAUAAAGAGUUGCCGGAGGCAUCGACGCCUGAGGGCGCGAAGCAACAUAUUCGGUACUACGAGGACACCUUUUUGGAGAGGAAAGUUUUGUACCGGUUCCCAUCGUUGAUGUCGGGUGAGGCUACACCAAGCUAUAUGCUCGGAGGAACGACAGUGAUCAGCCGUAUGAAGCAAGUGAUGCCGCAUUGCCGCAAUAUUCUUGCCAUUAUGCGUAACCCUGUCGAGCGAGCGUACUCGCAUUACUCAAUGACUGCUGAUAUUGAAGGCUCCGAGAAGCAGCUGCGCAACCGUGGCCAUCAUCACCUUAAUGGGCGCAACUUUGAGCAGAUUGUCGAUGACGAGAUUGAAGAGCUCUCGAAACUUGGUGUGCACCCGGAUAUGGCUUUUGCAGACUUUGAUGACAAAGUGAUGCGACAGCGUCUCGUCUUUGACCACGGUGCACACUCUUUUGUAGCCCGCGGACUGUACGCUUUGCAGCUGGCUGGCUGGAUAGAGGCAUACGGAAAGGAGAACGUCCUGCUGCUUACUCUCGACGACUUCAGAACCACUGAGAAGCUCUAUACCACUAUGGACACGGUGUUCAAUUUUUUGGAUUUGCCAUACCACCGUAUCAAGGACAUUUCGGCCAAGAACACGCGCAAGUACGACCCCAUCAACGAUGCUGUUCGUGCCAAGCUAGCCGCCUUCUACGCGCCAUACAACGAAAAACUCUACGCGAUCAUCGGCCGCGAUAUGGGCUGGUAG
Messenger RNA from Peronospora belbahrii, 1590 nucleotides. Lineage: Eukaryota; Oomycota; Peronosporomycetes; Peronosporales; Peronosporaceae. The record is from the annotation of a GenBank genome assembly.